Scleropages formosus (Asian bonytongue) is the source of this 11138-nucleotide messenger RNA. It is a transcript of the gene ncor2, whose product is annotated as nuclear receptor corepressor 2. The transcript has 45 exons. The coding region runs from base 361 to 7788 and encodes 2475 amino acids. Gene Ontology annotation, molecular function: transcription corepressor activity. Lineage: Eukaryota; Metazoa; Chordata; Actinopteri; Osteoglossiformes; Osteoglossidae. The record is from RefSeq and is a predicted model, not a curated record. Gene Ontology annotation, cellular component: chromatin. Gene Ontology annotation, biological process: negative regulation of transcription by RNA polymerase II.
AGCUAAUGUAGCUCGGAGACAGAGCGUGAGGGGGGGGGCGAGCGAGCUAGGGAGCACGAGAGCGAGGCGACCUAUCGGGAGAGUCCGCGAGAGGGGCCGCGAGGGACGCGGCGCCGUUACCUCAGCGAGCGCGAGACACGACCGUUGGUGGAGCGAAAGCGAGAGAGAGCGCGAGCGAGGAGAGGAGAGACGGCGGCGGUGUUGCUGCUGGUGGCUUCGUGUUUGUGGAUUACUCCGGUCUAAAAACACCGAAUCAGAGCCGAACCGAGUUCGCCGACGAAUUGGACUCGAACCGAACGAGGUUGUAGGUGGCAGAAGGAUCCGAUAUGUAUACCUUCGGCACUUGCCUGUAAAGGGAGCAUGUCUGCCCACCCCCAGCCUGUGCCCCAGGGCCGGAGGGCUGUGGAUGCCCGUCACUUACCGAGCCCCGCCACUCUACCGCUGCAGCUGGCCCGGCCUCAUGCGGAUGUAGGAUUGGUGGAGUAUCACACUCACGCACGGGACUACGCUUCUCAUCUGCCCCACACAGCCCUUGCCCAAACCCACCGGCGCAGACCUUCCCUGCUGUCCGAGUUCCAGCCGGGCAGUGAGAGAGGCCAAGAGCCCCACAUCCGCUACGAGCACAUUUACAUGCAGGAGCCCAGCAGCCAGUCAGAGGUGGAGUAUGCUGAGAUGAAGCGCCCCCGACUGGAGAUGGGGGUGGAGACUCUCCUGCGACACCCUGCUCAUCGGCCUUCUGCUCAGCUCAUGGGGUCCGAGGAAGUUCCCAAGGAACGGAACAGCGGCCUGGGAAAGCUGGAGCCCAUCUCCCCUGUGAGCCCUGCCCAGAUAGAUGCGGAGCUAGACCUGCUUCCGGCCCGAUUUUCAAAGGAGGAACUCAUCCAGAACAUGGACCGUGUCGACCGUGAAAUCACCAUGGUGGAGCAGCAGAUCUGCAAGCUGCGCAAGAAGCAGCAACAGCUGGAAGAGGAGGCUGCCAAGCCCCAGGAGCCGGAGCGGCCCAUGUCUCCCCCGCCCAGCGAAGCCAAGCACCGCAGCCUCGUGCAAAUCAUCUACGACGAGAACAGGAAGAAAGCAGAGGAGGCCCACAGGAUUCUUGAGGGACUGGGCCCCAGGCUGGAACUGCCCCUGUACAACCAGCCAUCGGACACUAAGCAGUACCAUGAGAACAUCAAAAUAAACCAGGCGAUGAGGAAGAAGCUCAUCCUGUACUUCAAGAGGAGAAAUCAUGCCCGUAAACAGUGGGAGCAGAAGUUCUGCCAGCGCUACGACCAGUUGAUGGAGGCGUGGGAGAAAAAGGUGGAGCGCAUUGAGAACAACCCGCGGCGCCGGGCUAAGGAGACGAAGGUGCGAGAGUACUAUGAGAAGCAGUUCCCCGAGAUCCGCAAGCAGCGCGAGCUGCAGGAGCGCAUGCAGAGCAGGGUGGGUCAGCGCGGGGGAGGUCUGACGUCUACAGCAGCACGCAGCGAACACGAGGUCUCGGAGAUCAUAGACGGCAUUUCGGAGCAGGAGAACUCAGAGAAGCAGAUGCGUCAGCUGGCUGUCAUCCCCCCGAUGCUCUUUGACGCAGAGCAGCAGCGCAUCAGGUUCAUCAACAUGAAUGGCCUCAUGGGUGAUCCCAUGAAGGUCUACAAGGACCGGCAGGUGAUGAACAUGUGGAGUGAGCAGGAGAAGGACACCUUCCGUGAGAAGUUCAUUCAGCACCCAAAGAAUUUUGGCCUGAUUGCGUCAUUCUUGGAGAGGAAGACCGUGGCCGACUGUGUGCUCUUCUACUACCUGACUAAGAAGAAUGAGAACUACAAGAACAUUGUGCGCCGGAACUACCGCCGCCGAGGACGCAGCCAGCAGCAGCAGCAGCAGCAGCAGCCUCAGCAGCAGCAGCAGCAAGUGAGCAGGAACCAAGAGGAAAAAGAGGAGAAGGAGAAGGAGAAAGAGAAGGAGAAGGAGGGUGACCGGGAGGAGGACAAGGCUGAGGGGGACGACAAGGAGGACGCCUUGAAAGACGACACCUCUGGGGAGGAUGGGGAGGAGAAGGAGCCGGCUGUGGCCUUCAAGGGGCGUCGUACGGCUAACAGCCAGGGUCGCCGCAAGGGCCGCAUCACACGCUCCAUGGCCAACGAGGCGGAGGAGGCGGCCACAGUGACCCACAGCAGUGAGCUGGCCAAUCUGGAGAUGAAUGAGAGCUCUCGCUGGACCGAGGAGGAAAUGGAAACCGCCAAAAAGGGUCUUUUGCAGUAUGGUCGCAACUGGUCAUCCAUUGCCAAGAUGGUGGGCUCCAAAACUGUGUCCCAGUGCAAGAACUUCUACUUCAACUAUAAGAAGCGGCAGAAGCUGGACGAGAUCCUGCAGCAGCACAAAAUGAAAUCGCCCAGCCCGCUCACCUGGGACUGCACGUUUGCCCAAAAACAGGAGAGGGAGCGCAAGGCCCGCCGCAGCCGCAAGACUGCCCAGAGCGAGGGCACCAGCGCACCCUCCGCUGGCGACGAGGAGGAUAUGGAGGUGUCGGGGGGCAGCGGCAACGAAGAGGAGCCCCCAGAGGACGGCGAAGCAGGGGCCAACAACAGCUCUGACACGGAGAGCCUGCCCUCCCCCCGAUCCUCCGAGGACAGCAAGGCCAAAGACGAGAGUCACGGCGCAACAGGAGUGCAGGCUGGUCCUGGGACUACGGUGGAGGGUGCCCCCAUGUUCCAGGAGUCCGUUGCCGCGGAGGCAGACCAGGGGGUGGGCCAGUUGGGCUCUUCAACCGCGGAGACCGAGGCACCGGUCCGGUUGGAGGUGAAGACCGAGGCUGAGGAGAGCAGCAAGGAGCAAAUGGUGGAGUGCGAUGAGAAGAAGCCCACUGCGGAUGCUGAGGGAGGGAGGGCAAUUGCAAAGAGCUCCAAGAGGGACCGUGCUAAGAUGGGGUCCCGUGGUGACAGCGACUCGAGUGCCACCUGCAGCGCCGACGAGGUGGAGGAAACGGACAAUCCUGAAAAGAGCAGAAUGACCUCUCCCAGGCCCAGUCUGCUGAACUACACCCACGACGGGGUCAUCUCCCCGCUGCAGAAGCCCAUGGACCUCAAACAGCUGAAGCAGAGAGCCGCUGCUAUCCCGCCCAUUGUCCCAGAAGCCUCGGCGCAGGACAGCCCCCGGAGCGGAGCGGCGGCUGGCGGAAGGCAGCAGGUACCUCCCCAUGCGCUGGCGCUCUACCAGCAGCAGAUCACCAUGGCGCAUGAAUCGUCCCAGGAGGGGUCACCGCCUGGCAGGGGUGCCCCACCUCCACCCGUUUUCCAGCAAACGGGUAGGGAACGCCCCCGGACACGGAGCCCUGCCCCUAGUGCCAGUGACAAGGAUGACAAGGCCAGGGCCUUUUCUCCCCUCGGCGAAGUGAAGAAGGCUGGAUCUGGCACAGAUGACCUACGGCCCGCUAACCUGAGCCGACCUGUCAUAUCCCCGUACCAGCUGUCUCCCCGAGAGGCGGCCAAGCUGGGGGCCGAGCAGCCAUUGCUGCACUACAGCUCCGCUUUCCCUCCAACUGUGCACAGCCUGCCCCUUGGCCUGCAGCCAGAAGGGGGGCGUCUGGCUGCGGUUCGCCCCCUCAACAUCCCAGAUCCGCCACCUCUCAUCUCCUCCACCAAGCCUGGUGGUUCCAUUACCCAGGGCACCCCGGUGCAGUUGCAAAGCCCAGCCCACGGCUCGGAACACGGCAAGGUCCCCGGCAGCUCGCAUCCCUUGUCCUGGAUGGAGCCAAAUAAGCUGGGAUCCUUACCCAUGGUGAAGCAGGAGCAGCUCUCGCCCCGCCCUCAGGCUGCUUCUCUGGUCGAGAAUCUGUCCACUCAGAGCCUGUCCCCAGACCUCAGUGCCGCUCGGGCUGUUGCUGGGUCCCUGCCGGCCGUCCAGGGAGGAAGCAUAACGAAGGGCAUUCCGGGCACCAGGGUCCACCAAGACACCCCCUCGUACCGUGGCGGCUCCAUAACUCAGGGCACCCCAGCCGAUGUGUUGUACAAGGGGACAAUCACUCGGCUGGUGGCAGAGGACAGCCCCAGUCGGCAUCGCGAUGAGCCGCUCUCCAAGGGCCACGUGGUCUACGAGGGCAUCAGCGGACACAUCCUCACCUACGACCGGGGAGUAACCCAGAACCCCAAAGACGAGGGCCGUGGCUCCAUGUCUCAGGGUGAGCUGCUGGGUCUGAAGCGCCCCUAUGAUGUCAUGGAGGGGGGCAUUUCCCGAGGGCUUCCGCUACGAGAUUCCUUGUCCAGCGUCGGCUGUGAAGGGCUGAUCGAGCGAGCCAUGCCUCAGGACCGCCACAGUCCACACCCCUUUAAGGAGGCCCACCACAUCCGUGGCUCCAUCUCGCAAGGAAUCCCCCGACACCUGGACCCACAGAGCGACUACAUGAGGAGGGAGGCCAAGCAGAUGAAGCGAGAGAGCCCGCCCCCGUCACGUGGCUCUGCCACUGACAUGCUGAAGGGCCGCCCUCACGAUGGCGUAGUCCCAACUGUGAAAGAGGCGGGCCGCUCAAUCCACGAGAUCCCACGUGAGGAGCUGCGACAAAUUCCCGAGGGAGCGAUGGUCGGGGCGAUGGUCGGCAAAGCCACCAAGGAAGGCUCCAUCACCCAGGGGACGCCGCUGAAGCAGGAAUCAGGUAGCUCGGCCAAGCGACAUGAUGUGCGCUCCAUCAUCGCCACUUCCCCACGCUCCUACCAUGCCGUGGCCCCCCACCUGGAGCGUGGCCGCACCUACGAGGAGAGCCCCAAAGGGCGGCCGAGCACUGUGGUCAGCAGCACUGGCUCUCUUUCUCGUGCCUCUCCCCUGGCUCUGGGGAACGCCGACACAACGGGCAGGGCCCACCACAGCCCACUGGGCUACGAGGAGCACAAGGGAGCACUGCGGGCACCCUACCCAGCCACAGGCUCCUCCCACCGGGGCUCCCCUGUGUCCUCACGCGAGUCUGGUCAGCGCCAGCAUGAAGGUUCCAAUAAAAGCCAGUCCCAGGAGCGCAAAGCCACACCCACUCCUCGGGAGAUGAGCACCACAAAGUCCCCCCUAGCGGGCGUGGCUGAGCACCACGCCUCAUUGGCCUCAUACGAACGACUGCUCCAGGGUCUCAGUGCGGACAUGUACCGCGGGCAGAUCCCCCUGACCUUCGACCCCACAGCCCUCCCCAGAGGCAUCCCCAUCGAUCCAGCAGCAUACUACCUGCCCCGCCACCUCGCCCCUGGGCCAGGCUACGCACACCCCUACUCGCCCUACCUGAUCCGUGGCUUCCCCGAUACGGCGGCGCUUGAGAACCGGCAGACUCUGCUCAACGACUACAUCACGUCCCAGCAGAUGCACCAGUGGCCGGCGGCGGCUGCCAUGGCUGCUCAGCGCUCCGACCUGCUGCGCGGUCUCUCACCCCGAGACCAGCCUCUCACACUGCCCUACUCCGCCAGCCCGCGUGGUAUCAUCGACCUGUCUCAGGUGCCACACUUACCUGUCCUGGUCCCUCCCUCCGCAGGGGCGUCAAGCUCCCCCAUGGAUCGCAUCACUUACAUGCCAGGAUCUACCAGUGCCUUUCCCAGUCGGCCCUACACUACCUCCCCCAUCUCACCAGGAGGGCCCUCUCACCUGAGCAAAAUCCAAGGGAGCUCGUCCUCAGAGCGAGAGCGUGACCGGGAGCGAGAGAGGGACCGGGAGCGGGAACGUGAUCGAGAGCGGGACCACGAGAGAGAAAGAGAGAGGGAACGGGAAAGGGACCGCGAUAGAGAGCGGGAGCGUGACCGAGAGCGCGAUCGCGACCGUGACAAACCUGGCUCUCUUUCGCAUGGCAAUGUGGAACACGCGCCCAUCUGGAGGCCUGGUACAGAGCAGAGUUCCAGCAGCGGUGGGGGGAGCGGCAGCCGCCCAUCCUCUCACUCCUUUAGCCAGCAGCAUUCCCCAGUGUCCCCUCGCACCCAGGACAGCCUGCAGCAGAGGCCCAGUGUGCUGCACAACACGGGCGGCAAGAGUCUCCCCAUGCCUCCUGAACACGGCAGCCCUUCCGUCCUCAGGUCUCUCCCCUCAGGCGCCUCCCGCUAUCAGCCCUAUAGCCCUCAUCUGCAGAGAACCGGGGUCCCCCCGGAGGCCUACCUCCCGAGCCUGGACCCGGCCGGCCCCAAGGAGCUCUCGCGGGCCGCUGAUGGGGCCAAGGCUCGCAGCCUGUCCAAACACAGCCAGGAACAGCAUGGCCCCGCCCUCGCCUCCUCAGGCUCCUCCCACAGCAAGUCAGAGCCCAAGCUGGUGAGCCCGUCCCCGGGGGGCAUGUACAGCGGGACUUACUCUCCCGCCGCUACCCAUAUGGGUCACCUCCCGGGCCGGCCCCACGCGCUGCUGCCCCCCCACCAGUUGCCCCCUCAGGCGGAGAAUGCGGCGGGCCGUGGCAGCGGCGGCGACACCCCUAGUAGGGAAAAGACUCAAAACAAACCAGUGUCCAUUCAGGAACAGGAGCUCCGAGCACUCGGUAAGACCACCAUGACUGCGGCCAACUUCAUAAACGCGAUUAUCAUGCGUCAAAUUUCUUGUGAUUCGGGGAUCCCAGAGGCGGGCUCGCUCACAGACGACGGCGCCUGUGAUGCAGUGCAACAGAAGAUGACCUCCCUAGAGCAGCAGCAGAGUCACUACCGGCCCCCUUCGGAAGGCAGCCCAUCCCCCAGCCAGCCUGGUCACCAGCCUCCGUCACCGUAUGUUAAGGGCAGUCAGCGAGUCGUCACCCUGGCUCAGCACAUCAGCGAGGUGAUCACCAAGGACUACACCCGGCAGUCCCAGCAAGCCAUCCAGAACACCCCACAGUCAUCCUACAGCUACCAUGGUACCCCCGUGUUGGACCUCACACGCCCCCCCAGCACCCCCCAGGACAGUGGGCAAGGCUCACGCUACACUCCUGAGGGGGCCCCCAGCGAGCGCAGCAGGGAGAGGUCUCCACUGCAAAGUAAGGUGUCUCCAUCCAGCCUGCCUGCUGACGGCAUUGAGCCGGUGUCACCACCCGGUGGGCUGUCGGAGCAAGAUGCGCAUGGGGCCUCCUACCUGAGCGAGCAGGGGGACCAGGGGGUGGGCUCCCGAUCUCCGGCGAACAGUUCCCAGCCUCCAGCCUUCUUCAGCAAGCUGACAGAGAGCAACUCGGCCAUCGUGAAGUCCAAGAAGCAGGAAAUUAUCAAGAAGAUGACCGUCAGCGGCAGUGAGUCUGAAUAUAAUGCUGGACAGCCUGGGACGGAGAUCUUUAAUAUGCCAGCGUCAACUACUGCAGGCCCUGUUGCCCCCCGCAGCCACCCCACUCCCGAGGCCUCGGGCAACACCAUCGGCCUGGAGGCCAUCAUCAGGAAGGCUCUGAUGGGCAAAUACGACGAACAGGCGGAGGAGCGAGCCGCAGCAGCCGCCGCCGCUUCAAUGCCCACAGCUGACGGGCGCAGCGAGGAUGCCUACUCCCUGCCAGGUUCUGGGAAACCGAAGGGUGGUGGCCGUUCAAACGGUCGCAAGGCGAAGUCCCCCGGUCCUGGGAUGGGGGUGGCCGAGAGACCUUCGUCCGUAUCCUCUGUCCAUUCCGAGGGCGACUGCAACCGACGCACGCCGCUCACCAGCCGAGUGUGGGAGGACCGGCCCUCAUCCACGGGUUCAACGCCGUUCCCUUGCAACCCCCUCACCAUGACGAUGCGCUUCCCUAGCGCCGUGGUCUCGGCUCCGUCGCCAUCCUCCGCGCAGCCCGGCGCUCAGAGCCAGCAGGGGCGCGGCUGGGAUGAGGAGCCCAAGCCCCUGCUGUGCUCGCAGUACGAGACACUGUCCGACAGCGAGUGAAGGUUCGAGGACGCCACUCCCAGCAGACCAGCAGCGCCAUGCGCAAACACGCGCUGCAACGUCCCUGAUAUCUGCAACACCCCGUGCUGCAAGUGCGGAGCAACUCCUGGCCACACCUGUCAGGGGAUACUGUGGACGUGGUUGAUGUGGAGCAGUGCUACAGCGUGCGUGCGUGCGUGUGUGUGUGUAUACGUGCGCGGUAUCCGUGUAUGUGUGCAAGUUGCGCAUGUUCAGCCAAGAGCAACUCCUUGGACAAAUCGCUCUUUAAUUUUUGUUUAACGUUCCCCCCAUCCGUUACUGGCCUUAUCGAAGAGGAAAGAGUCCAGAGUUGCAUUGCGUUUAACAUUUGUCUCUGUCUUGGGAAGGAACGUGGUACGAACCACGGUCAGGUGCCAGUCAUUGUUUUUAAUGACGCACUGCUGCCCAGGAUGCCCUCCGGCUUGUUACGCACCAUCACAAUCGCAUGUCCUCCCUGCAGAUCAUCGAGAGGCAGCUCUGGGGUCACUGGCGGUACCCCAGAGAGGAGCAGUAACCCACCCUAUUCUUCAGUGGGCGGGACUUUGAAACCCAGGCCUAUUGUGAGUCCUAGCCAGAGAAUCUAAAGAAAUAAUAAUAAUAAUAUUAACUGUCAAAACCACCAUGCCUUCUGAUGACCUCCAACUCCUCCGCCUUUCACCAUUACAGAAACACAGGAUCUGAGCGGCACUUGCCCUUGUUCUCCUAGUCUGUGUUUUCUGAGCGCAGCAUAGGAUUCUGGGAAAUUUAGGCAGCAGUGUGGCUCAUCCUUCAGUGUGCAGUACAGGUGCCCCGUUGCGCGUUUCCAGCCAGCCAAGUGCAGAAAUGAGACAGACCAGGUUUUUCCUUUCACCUUUAAAAGAGUAAUAAUUCUCAGCAGUUCGAUCUUUUGUUUGGAAGUGAGGCCAGAAUCUCGGUAGUUUUGGUGGUGAUUUUAUCCGUAGCCUUUGUUCAUCGGUAAUGAUCUUUACAUGACUUUGGAUGGAUGGAUGGCUCAUAUCAUUGGUUUUACAGGGUAAACUAUGUGUGGUUGGUGUUUAAUGUUGUGUCACUAAAACAGUCCAUGGCCGGGGGGGUUGUAGCAAGUUGAUGACUUUGCAGUGUGACAGAGGGACAUUAUUUUUGCCAGUGUUUUUUUUUAAAUUUUCUUUUAAAUAUCAACUAUGUACAUGUGUCUUUUUGUUUUACUGUCACACCAGGAUGUCAAACUGUUCAUCUUGGUCCCCCCAACAAAAGACCCCAUCCGGGUACAUGAAGGUGGGAGAUGCGGGGUAAAGCGAUGCUCCCCCGGGAUGAACUCAUCUGUUACACGCUUGUUCAGCUGCCUGCGUGUCCACAGCUCAGACCGACGAUCACCGUGGAGUUGUAGCGAGACAGACAAAUGACCGAGUGAACGGAAUCGGUUUGUUCAGCAUUACAACGUGAUGUUACGAACAUGUAACCUACUGUGGACGGCAGCAGCAGCGGUCAUCAUGGGUUCGACUCCUGUCCCUGGUUUUAGUCCCAGUCGUGUGCUCACCUGGCCCCUCGCUCUCAGGUGAGCCUCUGGAGCCCUGUGGCACCUGACCAUAAGCCCUCUGUGUGUUUCUAAAGGACUCGUAGUGUCAAGUGUCAUGUACUGUACAGUUGGAGUACCGGGGUCACUGGGUCACUGCAAACGUUGUUUUUGUUUGUUUUUUGUUCUUGUACCAUGGUUUAUAACAGUGAACCCACAGACCUCCCCUUGACAUAUUUUUAGUUUUGGUGCGUCUGCCCUAGAUUCAUUCUGGGGUUGUGUGCUUCUUUCGCUGCCGUCAUAUCCUGUAGGCGCCCAGCGUGGCACACGGGACAGGUUCAGAAGCGCUGCCUCAUGGUGAGCACAUAACCACGCGAUCAUUGCUCGCCGCACACGCCUCACGCUUCAUGGAGGGAUCACGAAAGGUGCCGGGACAAACGUGUCGCCGUUUGCUCCUUCAUAAGCGGAGCCCCGUCUUUUGCGUGUGUCUGUGUUCGUCCAUCUGUCUGUAGCUGCUGCGGUGCUCGGGACCAGGGACCAGUCCCCUACUGCAGCUGCGUCACUUUAGGCCUCCUGGACUUUCACUCACUUUUUCCUUUUUUUAGUGUUCAAAAAACUUGAAAGAGCCAAAAGUGUGUGCUGUGCAGCAACCGCUUGGCUCGGCGGUGACCUGGCACACAUUUCUCCAUGGGGCACAAAGCUGCUCUUCCAUCCUCCACAUCCUUCUUAACCAAAUUCUUUUCCUGCGCAUUCUUGUCAUGCUGUUGUUCAUAAUUAUUUUUAUGAUCACAUGGUACCUCAGUAAUGUGUCCAAGGUCGUCUGCCCCGAGACUCACUUCGUCAAAUCGAGGCAGUGCUGCGUGGGGAGAGUCACCCGUGUUGGUUGUCGCCAUCAAUCCCUGAUGAACACAAAGCCCAGGAGAUGGGCUCAGAGCCCCUCACCAGAAACGACGGUUUUUUUUGCCUCGUGUACCCACCUUGUCCAGUGUGCCGGGCCAGGCUGGUGCCCGGCGGACUGGGAUCGGGGUCAGGGGUCAGGACACACCAUGAUUGGCCGAUCACAGCAUGCAUCUUUAAUGCGUGUACAGUGAAGUAAGGUCACUUUGUCCUCCAGCUGCUGUCGUUCACAUCAGGAAGUCAUCGUCGUCUGCCAUUCAGGCAACAAAGAUGCAGAGGAGCAUUGGGUUUGUUUAGGGUCGAUGACAGUGAGUAGUUGCUACUGUGUCCGCAAACACACCGCAGUGUUGUCAUGCACAGUCCCAUACAUACACACGUGCGCAGCACGGAGCCCAGGUCCCACCGCAGUGGAGCGAAUACUUGCUUCAUAUCCCAACUUUUUAAUGGCUAGAGAUGUAUUAUUUCAAGGCACUUUUGUAAUUUUUUAUCACUUUUUUGUGAAUUUGCAUUUGUUCUUGUGCUGCCUGCUUUGAUUUCUGAAAAUUGUGCGACAAGACCAACUUUUCACUUUUUAAGAGAAGGGGACGAAUGUUUGUUUUAAAUCUUUUGUAAUUAAAGACAUGGUUUUAGAAGCGAGUCUGAAGAGAAACGGCCGAUGUGUUCCCUACCAGGGCGGGUGGGGGGAUUUAUUUUGUACAACCAUAUUGUGCAUAAAGUUUCUUUCUUUAAUCUUUGUUUUCCUUGUUUUCUAACCUGGUGUAUUAUAGCGAGGACUGUAAAUAGAAGUGAAGAGAUGUACAUAUUUAUGUGGCUCGCUGCGAGGACGGUUUCCGCCGCAGGGCGCUGUUCACUGUCCAACCCAACAUGCCCGUUAGCAGCCUUUGUGGAUAGCAGUGUGCGGAAACACUGCCUCAAUGUUUCAAUAAAGAGCUUAUUGCCAGGC